AAAUGAGGGCUACGUUAAGGAUACUUUUGCUCCAAGUGUUCAUCUGUUGGACUAGAGCUGCUGAAUACCAGUUAGUUCUGGACGAAGACGGCUUUUUAGCUCCAUGCGAGGAUCAACAGGGAAGUCCUUUCAACAUGGAUAGCCUCUUGGACAUGUCCACUCCUAAAGUAAUCAAUGCAGGAAACAAAAUUUCGAUAGAGGGCGAACACGCUGUCAUCUGGAAAGACGUUCAGCCUGGGGACACAGUGAAGUUUUUUGGGCAAGUCUAUCGCCAGGAUAAGGACUCCUGGCAAAAGACAAUGUUCUCCAGCAACAGCAAUAAUUUUUGCCACAGCAUGUUCGACAAGAACGCAUAUUGGUUUAAAUUCUGGACUCAGUACAUAUCAAAUUCCGAUGAAAUUCGGAAGAAGUGCUUAAACACUCCGGGCGCCGUCUUGAAAUAUAAAAACUUCGAACUGAAUUUCAAGGCCAAUUUGAAUGUACCUAAUCUGGAGGGGCGCUACAAGAUUGUCAUGCAGCUCGAGGCGUUCGAUAAGCACAAUAUUAAGCGCCCAGUGUCCAUUUGCACGGAAUUCCGCGGCACCGUUUCGAAGGCCUAAUCGCGACCAUUAUAUAUGCAUGCUGCACUACAGCGAAACACCAUUAAAGUUUAUAAUAGAGCAAUCACAA
This is a messenger RNA of Drosophila biarmipes, 669 nucleotides long. RefSeq lists its product as uncharacterized. The record is from RefSeq and is a predicted model, not a curated record. Lineage: Eukaryota; Metazoa; Arthropoda; Insecta; Diptera; Drosophilidae. The transcript is spliced from 3 exons. The coding region runs from base 3 to 599 and encodes 198 amino acids.